CCACAGAUGGUGACGUCUCCGUGAAGAAGAGAGAUGAACGUCGUCCCCCGCUGGCCGCCGUCCGACCUGCGGAGUUUGUCAAACCAAGUGAGGCUGCUGCAUUAAUUACACUGCGAUGGCGUCAACAGCUUUAAGAUCAGUGUUUAGGACCAAGGUCCCACUUAAAGUUGGCCGUAUGUGCUACUCCUCCUCCUCAGUGCCCACCACCAAGCUGUUCAUUGACGGGAAGUUUGUUGAAUCCAAGACUUCAGAAUGGCUGGAUAUUCACAAUCCCGCGACCAACGAGGUGAUCGCCCGCGUACCCAAAGCCACCCAAGAGGAGAUGACGGCUGCCGUGGACUCGUGCUCCAGAGCCUAUCACUCGUGGUCUGAGACGUCCAUCUUGGCUCGGCAGCAGGUCUUUCUCCGCUAUCAGCAGCUUAUCAAGGACAACAUUAAAGAACUUGCCAAGGCCAUCACAGUGGAACAGGGAAAGACCCUUGCAGAUGCAGAGGGGGAUGUGUUCAGAGGAUUGCAGGUUGUGGAGCACGCCUGCAGCAUCACCUCUCUGAUGCUUGGCGAAACCCUGCCCUCCAUCACCAAGGACAUGGACACCCACACCUACCGCCUGCCCCUCGGGGUGUGCGCCGGCAUUGCCCCCUUCAACUUCCCAGCCAUGAUCCCACUGUGGAUGUUUCCCAUGGGCUUGGUGUGUGGCAACACAUACCUGCUGAAGCCCUCAGAGCGAGUGCCAACUUGUGCCAUGCUGCUGGUCAAGAUGCUGCAGGAUGCUGGUGCUCCAGACGGGACUAUCAAUGUCAUCCACGGGCAACACGCGGCUGUGAAUUUCAUCUGUGACAAUCCAGCCAUCAAGGCCAUCAGCUUUGUCGGCUCAAAUCAAGCUGGGGAGUACAUUUACGAGAGGGGCUCUAAAAAUGGCAAGAGGGUCCAGUCCAACAUGGGAGCCAAGAACCAUGGUGUGGUGAUGCCUGAUGCCAACAAGGAGAACACUCUGAACCAGCUUGUGGGUGCAGCGUUCGGGGCAGCGGGACAGCGCUGCAUGGCUCUUUCCACGGCCAUCCUGGUUGGCGAGGCACGGAGCUGGCUGCCGGAGCUGGUGGAGCGUGCCAAGGCUCUGUGCGUGAAUGCAGGAGACCAGCCCGGUGCAGAUGUGGGGCCUCUGAUCUCUCCCCAGGCCAAGGAGAGAGUCUGCAGUCUGGUCCAGAGUGGUGUGGAUGAGGGAGCCAAGCUGCUCCUGGAUGGCCGAAGUGUCAAGGUUAAGGGCUACGAGAACGGCAACUUUGUGGGUCCCACGAUCAUCGGCAGUGUCACACCAGAGAUGAAGUGCUACACUGAGGAGAUCUUCGGGCCGGUGUUGGUUGUCCUUGAGGCAGACACUCUCGAUGAUGCAAUUAGUUUGGUCAACGGGAACCCCUAUGGCAACGGCACAGCUAUCUUCACCACAAAUGGCGCCACUGCGCGUAAAUACACUCACGAGGUGGACGUGGGCCAGGUCGGAGUCAAUGUUCCCAUCCCUGUUCCACUGCCAAUGUUCUCCUUUACCGGUUCAAGAGGAUCCUUCAGAGGGGACAUGAACUUCUACGGAAAACAAGGCAUCCAGUUCUACACGCAGAUCAAAACUGUAACCUCACAAUGGAAAGCUGAAGAUGCCACCUUGAAAAGUCCUGCAGUUACAAUGCCUACGAUGGGACGCUAAAUACUCCACCUAAGUGCCGCUGUCAUAACCCUGUUCAAAACUCUUCUUCCACACACAAAACUGAUGAAUUAUUUUUCAAUUUGAAUAGUUCAUUAACACAAAAUGCUCCCCCCUUUGAUAGACUUUACAUCAGAUGUGUAUAUAUAUAUAUAUAUAUAUAUAUAUAGAGAUAUUCUGUACAUGUACACCAGUGUGGUCAAGAUUUUAUCAAUGCAAAAGAUCGCUACAGAUAAUGUGUGAUUGGAUCCAUGUCAUUUCCUCAAAUACAUCAUUGUCACGGUUGUCAUGGACACACUGCAUUGUAUUCCAUUAUCCAACAAUUAUUCAGAUGUACAAAAUAUUUGGACAGAUAUGUUUGGGCAAAUGUUCACAUAGUCUGCACUAUGUUGUCAGAAAGAGGUUUUGACUUGAGUGAUGUGAUCUUUUUAAAUAGUCUAUGACAGAA
Scophthalmus maximus (turbot) is the source of this 2141-nucleotide messenger RNA. It is a transcript of the gene aldh6a1, whose product is annotated as aldehyde dehydrogenase 6 family, member A1. NCBI's taxonomy places the organism in Eukaryota, Metazoa, Chordata, Actinopteri, Pleuronectiformes, Scophthalmidae. Bases 116 to 1696 code for a protein of 526 amino acids. The transcript is spliced from 12 exons. The record is from RefSeq and is a predicted model, not a curated record. Gene Ontology annotation, biological process: L-valine catabolic process; thymine catabolic process. Gene Ontology annotation, molecular function: methylmalonate-semialdehyde dehydrogenase (acylating, NAD+) activity; malonate-semialdehyde dehydrogenase (acetylating, [NAD(P)+]) activity. Gene Ontology annotation, cellular component: mitochondrion.